Molecule: messenger RNA, 1452 nt
Organism: Fusarium fujikuroi IMI 58289
Lineage: Eukaryota; Fungi; Ascomycota; Sordariomycetes; Hypocreales; Nectriaceae
Product: related to CAR2-ornithine aminotransferase
Exons: 3
Coding region: 1-1452 (483 amino acids)
Cellular component (GO): cytosol
Molecular function (GO): pyridoxal phosphate binding; transaminase activity
Source: RefSeq, a predicted model, not a curated record
AUGGCGCCUACAAACAGUCUUCUUUACAAAAACUUUCAGAAACAUCCCGCGGCUCUUCUUGAGUCGACAGAUGGGAUCUAUCUGAACACUAGCGAUGGACGCAAGAUUCUCGACGCUACGAGUGGAGCGGCUGUUGCGUGUCUGGGCUAUGAUAACAAGGACGUUCAGAAAGCUGUUGCAGAGCAGCUUGUGAAUGUCCCGUACUGCCAUCCUGGUUUCUACAAGACGCAGGCUGCUGAAGAUCUUGCAGACUUCCUCGUCGAGUCUACGAAUGGCCAAAUGUCCAAGGCUGUUCUUUGCGGAUCAGGAUCUGAAGCCGUCGAAGUCGCGCUCAAGCUUGCGAAAACGCAUUUUGCGCACCUCGCUAUCCCUCAGACUGAGCGAAGCCACUUCAUAACUCGUGUGGGAGCAUGGCACGGCGCUACGCUCGGUGCGCUGACGCUGGGUGACUUCAAAGUGCGAAAAGAUCCCUUCGUGCAGUUGAUCUCGCAGAAUUCUUCUCGCGUGUCCGCGUGUAGUUCGUACAGAGGACAGCGUGACGGUGAAGACGACGAGGCGUAUGUUGCGCGUCUUGCCCAGGAGCUCGAUGAUGAGUUUUUGAGAAUUGGACCUGAGAAGGUCUGCGCUUUUGUGGCUGAGACUGUUGGAGGGAGUGCGAGCGGUUGUGCUAUGCCGUUGAAGGGAUAUUUCCCUGCUAUGAAGGCUGUUUGCGAGAAGUACAAUGCUCUUCUUAUUCUUGACGAAGUCAUGUGCGGAAUGGGUCGUACAGGCACUCUUCAUGCUUGGGAGCAGGAAGAUGUCGUCCCUGAUAUUCUCGUCGUCGGUAAGGGUCUUGGUGCGGGAUACGCUCCUGUUUCUGCAGUCAUGAUCAACUCCAAGCUCGUCGAGUCCUUCCAAAAGAGCGGCAAGGGCUUCGCCCACGGUCAAACCUACAUGGCCCAUCCCCAAGCCGCCGCCGCCGCCCUCAAAGUCCAACAAAUCAUCCGCGACGAAAACAUGCUCUCGCACGUCGACGCAAUGGGUGCGUAUCUCGGCACCAAGCUCAAAGAGCGCCUCCUCCCGAUGCCAUACGUCGGCCACAUCCGCGGGCGCGGCCUCUUCUGGGCUGUCGAAUUCGUGACCAACAAAAAGACCAAGACCCCGUUCCCGUAUGAUCUCGGGCUCAACGGCCUGCUGCACGCGCGCGGAAUGAGCGCUGGGUACGAAAUCGCGCUGUUCAACGCUAACGGCGGGUAUGAUGGGUACAGUGGAGAUCAUUUCCUGAUCUGUCCCCCUUUUAUCGUGACGAAGGAGGAUGUUGAUGAGAUUGUGGAGAGGACGGCGAGGGUGGUGGAGGAUACGUUUGAGGAGUUGGGUAACUCGGCGGUUUGGGAGAAGAUUACCCUGCAGAUGGAGAUUGACGAUGUUGAGGUUGAGGUUAAGCCUGCUGCGGCGAUGGUUGCUGCGCAGUGA